Asterias rubens (European starfish) is the source of this 2755-nucleotide messenger RNA. Its product is annotated as spliceosome-associated protein CWC27 homolog. Bases 133 to 1596 code for a protein of 487 amino acids. Gene Ontology annotation, molecular function: peptidyl-prolyl cis-trans isomerase activity. Gene Ontology annotation, cellular component: catalytic step 2 spliceosome. Gene Ontology annotation, biological process: protein peptidyl-prolyl isomerization; protein folding. Lineage: Eukaryota; Metazoa; Echinodermata; Asteroidea; Forcipulatida; Asteriidae. The record is from RefSeq and is a predicted model, not a curated record. The transcript is spliced from 11 exons.
UUUUUAACCAGAAAUCUCAGGGAUUGAAGUCGGGGUACAAUACACCAAUUUCCAACAUGGAAGCGCCCAUCAAACUUUUCUUUGCCACAGCUUUACUCUGAAAUUGUUCCUAAAAAUACGACAAUUUGCAAGAUGAGCUCGACUUACAUUCAUGAACCACCAUCUAAUGGAAAGGUGUUAUUAAAGACAACAUGCGGCGACAUUGAUAUUGAACUCUGGUCAAAAGAGGCUCCCAAAGCCUGUCGUAACUUUAUCCAGUUGUGUUUGGAGGGUUACUACGAUGGAACCAUCUUUCAUCGAAUCAUCAAAGGGUUCAUGGCUCAGGGAGGUGACCCUACAGGAACUGGAGAAGGUGGAGAGUCCAGCUAUGGUCAUCCAUUUAAGGAUGAGUUCCAUUCACGUCUCAAGUUUGUGCGUCGAGGUUUGGUUGCCAUGGCAAACGCUGGACCCAACGACAACAGUAGCCAAUUCUUCUUCACCUUUGAUCGAUGUGAGCAUUUGAAUAAUAAGCACACCAUCUUUGGCAAGGUGGUGGGUAAUACCAUCUUUAACAUGAUCAAGCUUUCAGAGGUUGAAAUCGGCACAGAUGACAGACCAGUCUAUCCUCCCAAAAUCAAGUCAACUGAGGUCUUGGCGAAUCCAUUUGAUGACAUCGUUCCUCGAGAACUCAAGAAAGAGAAGGACAAGGAAGUCAAGAAGAAGAGUAAAUCCAAAGCCACAAAGAAUUUCAGUUUGUUAUCAUUUGGUGAGGAAGCUGAAGAAGAUGAAGAGGAAGUCAAUGAAGCAAGUCUCAAGAUGAAACAUAAGAGUAAGAGUGCUCAUGACCUCGGCAACGACCCGAACCUCAGCUCUAUUGCUGCUGUUGAUGUAGAGAAAGGUAAAACUGCAUCGUCGUCGUCGUCAUCAGAUGAAGAGGAAGAUAUUCUUGAGGAGAAGUCCGAGGAGAUUAGAUUUGACGCUGAGAUGAAGGAAUCAAUACGCAAGAAACUAAUGAAGAAAUCAUUAGAUAAGCCAAUCCAGAGUCAUCAAGAAAAAGACACCAGUAGUAAAGAAACAAGAAGAGAUGAGUUACGUAAAGAAUCAGAUCAACUGAAGAAAGAAUUAAGGGCAUCAAAGAAGAGGAAUAAUGAGGAUCCGAGUAAUGAGGAGAUUAAGAAACCAACAGGAAGCGAUCAGGAAGAGGAGGAGAAAUCAAAAGGAACUGAGCAAACCAACGACAUGCUGUCAGAGUUUCGUCAGCAGAAGAAAAAGUUCAGACAGAUGAAGAAAAAUCAAGUGCUGGGUAACAACAGAGAGCAACAGACACUGGCAAUCCUUGCUAAGUUUCAAAACCGUCUCCAUCAAGCUAUCGAAGAGGAAGGCGACACCAAAGAAUCAAAUAAUGGUCAAGAAGAUAAUCAUAAAGAGAUAGAUGAUAGUGAAGAUGUUACCGGAACAAGUUGGAUGGCCCAUACUCUGCAGUUUGAGACGCAUGCAAAUCUCGUCAAGGAUGCCAAUAUUAAAGAUGCAGAUACGUAUAGCAUCUUCGACCCAAGGAAUCCAAUCAACAAACGAAGGCGAGAUGAAGGAAAGAAACGCAACAGGGACAAGAAGUGAAGGAUGCAAUAUUGUGGUUUUCAUUUUAUGCUUUGUAUUUAAUCUUUACACUAUAAACCUUGUUGCCAUUGUUGUAGCUACGGUGGGUGGUGGGUGGUGCCGAGCGGGCCUGCCAACAAGAACUAACAAAUUUCGCCCAGCACUCUGAGCAAAAUACACUGUGCUGCCCAGUACAGAUUUCCCCCAGGCUGCACCUCAGCAGUGAUGGCCCCAUAUCGAAAUAGGAAAAAUUGUGUUGAACCGCUCGCCCUUCCUUGGUGGACUAAAUUGGAUUUAGAGCCCAGCCCACCAGCAAAUGGAUGCAGCUAAUUCUUCCCUUAAAACCCAUGUAUGUCUGAAAUUAUUGAAGCCAAGUUGAAGUUCAGUCAUUUAUAUAACUGGUUCUGCAGCUACUGUAACCAAAAGUAAUAAAUUGACAGUGGAAGGUGAGAUGAGAUGUUUUAUUAUUAACAAAAAACACACACAAAAAACUCACUGGGUAAAGUUUAAAUGAUUUGGGGUUGAACAAAGAAAAGUUUACUAGAGCGGGGUUCGAGCCAACGACCUCCAGAAACGUGCUGGCGCUCUACCACUGCACUGUAAGUGUUGUGCAUAAUAAUAGUAUGAACUUAUUAUGCGCACAUCUCCGCAAAACCAGUCAAGGUGCAUACAAAGUGUGGCACAAAAGUUAUGUUCGGAACAUGUGAAGAGAAAAACUAGCAAAACAAAUGGGACUUCAAGUCUCUCUUUAAGAUAUUUAAAGAAGUUGUUUGGCGUAUUGUGGCAGGGAGCUUGUUCCAAAUGGCAGGGGCAGCAAUCAGCAUUGGCAAAGGCACGCUGACGGUAGCGAGAGCGAGAGCUUCUAAAUAUUGGUUAAGCUAACAUAAAUAUGAAGUGGAAGAUCUUAAAACACGACCAUAUUGUUCGAGUGAACAAGUCUUCAGUCUCCUGGCGAUGACUAGAGCAAGCUAGUCGAAAUGUUGAGACCAACUCAAGAACUGACUUCGCGAUAGUGCAGUUAAUUACGAUCCUAUAACCUAAAGAAGUAGUCGCAGCCAAUUUUCUAUACCUUCCGCCUGGGUAGUACACAAUGUAGAUAAAGAGUAGGACAGUUCUUUUCAGAACUGAGAAGUCUCCCCAACAUCCGAUAAAUCUACUCUGCGGUAGUAGAAUAAAGAAA